CGGCAACGAAGCAAAAUGGCAACAUGAAGAGUCGAUGUGAAGCUGCAUAGAAUAGAAUGGAUAAAAUCAGAAGCUGAGUGGCAAAUGGUUGGAUCUUAGUAAACUCGUAUAGGAGGAGACCGAACUUUCGGACCUUUUUGUAUUAUUUUGAAUAGAUCAAAAAAAUAAUCACAACGUUCGCUAGUGGAGUACAACCAUCCGUACCUUUGCUUUCUGCUGAAUAAUUCUCAACUACAAGCUUUUUACCUCAUUCUUGUACUUCUCUUUCGCCAAUACCUCCCUUCCAUCUCACCCUGAUAGAAGAUUGGAAUGUCUUUGGAUAACAGCCAAUCAUCCCAUUUUACUGAUAAGACGGUAGUACCCUCUGUCGACACCGAUCACUCCAUAGAUGAGGAAUUAGAUCAUUAUAUAGAAGCCUCGCCUCUACCAGGUGCCUCUUUUGCCGCACUAGAAUUGGUUGAAUCCAGAGCCUCACGAAGGAGCAGGGGAAAAAUUGACACAGAUUAUAUUGAACGACUACCCACUAUCAACAAUUCAACUGAACAGAAAUUGGAGAAGUUAGAGACGAACCGGACCGCCGAGAGCGUGGAGCUUGAUGAAGGAUGGCGCAAUCGAGGCUGGCUGGUUGUUGUUGCAACCUUCCUUGUCAAUUUUUGUGUAUUUGGUGUUACUUUCAGCUGGGGUAUCAUGCAAGACUUAUAUCUUCAGGACAUCUAUGCCGGGCAAACCGACUCAUUUCGAAUUUCGUUUGUUGGUACGAUUGGUUCGGCAUGUGUUGUAUCUACAGGAAUUUUCAUUGCCCCUGUUGUACAGCGCAUUGGUUUCCGACCUGCCAUGGCCAUAGGAACCAUAUUGGCCCCGCUAGGAUUGGUAUUGGCAAGCUUUGCAACACAAUUGUGGCACGUCUAUCUUACGCAAGGUCUUUUGUUCGGAAUUGGAGGUGCUUUCGUCUUCGCUCCGUCAAUUAGUUUGCCACCGCAAUGGUUCGUCAAAUACAGAUCUCUGGCCACAGGCAUUUCGGUAUGCGGCUCAGGAAUUGGUGGUUUGGCUAUGUCACCGCUCACAUCUUUUCUCAUUGAAACGACGGGAUUCCGCAUGACUUUGAGAUACCUUGGAAUCAUGGUUUUCGGUCUUUUAGCUAUUGCCUGUAUACUUGCCAAGCCAAGAUGGAACCCUAAGAGUGAUAGCAAGUUUGUUCUUAUCGACACUUCAUUGCUUACUACCGAUGUGUUGAUUUUCAUGCUCUUUGGCAUCGUAGUCCCUUUUGGUUAUCUCACACCUUUCUUCCUAAUUCCCCAAUAUGGAUCAUCCAUCGGAGUCCCUGGCAGCCAAACCUCCGUCAUUAUUGGUGUAAUGUCUGCUUGUAAUGCCAUCAGCCGUGUUGUAUUAGGAUUUCUAGCAGACAGAUAUGGUCGCAUCAAUGCCCUGUUUGGCUGUACUUUCCUUGCAGGCGUGUUCACGAUGGUAGUCUGGAUAAAUGCCAAGAGCUUUGGAUCUCUAUUCGCCUUUGGAAUAUUAUACGGUCUCACUGGAGGUGGUUUCGUAUCUCUUUUACCUACGUUAACGGCCGACUUGGUUGGUAUCAGAAAUCUAUCUCGCGGCCUUGGAAUGUGCUACCUGACUUCUAUCUUUGGCACACUUUUUGGCACCCCAUUGAGUGGAAUCCUCAGCGAUCGCGCAGGCUAUACUGCUUGCAUUGAAUUCGCAGGAGCAAUGACCAUCCUCUCUUCACUUAUCAUUCUCGUUCUUCGCCAAAGAAGAUCCAAGGGUGUUAUAUUUUGCAAAAUAUAGAAACCAAUUCCCAUUGCAUUUAACCAUUCAGUCGAGCAGCAUUCACUUCAUUGCUUUGAUUCGGAUCAAUUGCUGAAGUUUAUCAAGACGUAUCGCAUUACAUUAACAUUCUACAUCACUCUUCUUUCUUAAUAUUAUAAGCCGGUGGUCUCGCCACUUCCCCCAAAAAAUAAAAUAAAUGGCCGAAGCCAAGCCUAAAUUGCUGCCAGGCUGAGCGAUAAUUCCGCCCUUUGUGACGUUUUGCUCUGCUAGCCAGCCCCACAUUUA
This is a messenger RNA of Umbelopsis ramanniana AG, 2058 nucleotides long. RefSeq lists its product as uncharacterized. The transcript has 11 exons. Gene Ontology annotation, biological process: transmembrane transport. Gene Ontology annotation, cellular component: fungal-type vacuole membrane. Lineage: Eukaryota; Fungi; Mucoromycota; Umbelopsidomycetes; Umbelopsidales; Umbelopsidaceae. The record is from RefSeq and is a predicted model, not a curated record. Gene Ontology annotation, molecular function: transmembrane transporter activity. The coding region runs from base 310 to 1791 and encodes 493 amino acids.